Messenger RNA from Prorocentrum cordatum, 773 nucleotides. NCBI's taxonomy places the organism in Eukaryota, Dinophyceae, Prorocentrales, Prorocentraceae. The record is from the annotation of a GenBank genome assembly.
AAGGGUGCGAAGUUAACUACCUGAAGCCGUUCCAAGCGAGGCUUACGUUUGGAAAAAUGAAAAGGCUCGACGCCGCUGGUGUGGAGUACAUAGGCAGAAGGCUGCGUCUGGACGGGGACAGGGUCCUGGUGGACCAGGUGGCCGCCUUCCGGUCGCUCGCGUAUAAGCUGCAGUGGGUGGGCAGGGAGACCCGCGCCGAGGCCGCGGGCGCGGCCUCGAUUCUUGCCACAAAGGUCAACGGCCCUUCGGUCAAGGACCUGUUGGACGCUAACAAGAUGGUGGACCACCUAAGUGCAUUAGGCGAGGCGGAGUGGCUGCAGAUUUUGCUGCUCGACGUCGCUCGCGGCAAUGUUGUCCAUGAGCGGUGGCGGGAGAACCUCGGCCCGUUCGUAAGUCUUCCCAAGGAGGACUGCACUGUGCUUGGAGAGCCGGUGACCGGCAACGUCAGCGUCGUAGACGCGAAGGGGAUCUAUGACACCCUCUCGAAACUCACGUCGGGGACCAGGUCGGAUAGGAGGGCCGCCAUAGAUCUAGCCGUCGCCAGGGAAACCAUGGAUCGGAUAGGGAGCGCGAUCAGGUGGGCCCCACAUCCCCACAUGCCCGUGGACUGCCUCACCAAGGCCGAUCUGGCCAAGACGAAUGCCGCCCAACUCGCUUUGCUCAAGUCGGGCAUGCUUAGGCUCAGAUCCGAAGAGGAUUCCCUAAGAGAUCGCAAGGACGACCCCCAGGUCAAGAACCGAUCCAGAGCCGAGUCCAGGCGACAGCUGCAGUGA